Molecule: messenger RNA, 9712 nt
Organism: Ahaetulla prasina
Lineage: Eukaryota; Metazoa; Chordata; Lepidosauria; Squamata; Colubridae
Gene: GLI3
Product: GLI family zinc finger 3
Exons: 17
Coding region: 380-5059 (1559 amino acids)
Biological process (GO): regulation of transcription by RNA polymerase II; smoothened signaling pathway
Cellular component (GO): nucleus
Molecular function (GO): DNA-binding transcription factor activity, RNA polymerase II-specific; RNA polymerase II cis-regulatory region sequence-specific DNA binding
Source: RefSeq, a predicted model, not a curated record
AAAUCUAAAACAAGAUACCCACCCACCCCCCGCCACCCUUCCCUCCUUUGCUCCCUCCUCCUUUUCGUGCUCCCUCCAAAACAGAAGCAAAAUGCCCUCUUUCAUCCUUGGGGAUCAGUGAUGUUAAGAGUUAGCCGCGGCGGAGGAAGCACUCACAUUGUGUGAAGCAAGAGACUGGCGGCAGUGAGGGCCCCGAUCUUUUCCUAUGGGAAGUUUGGGUCGCCUCUUGACCUCAGCAGAAGCAGCGGCGGCAGCAGCAGCUGCAGGUCUGCUUCCUUUUCUUUCAUCGUUCUCAGGACUGACUUGAGAGAACAUUUUGCCUAAAUUGGACUUGCAUUUUAUAUUUGUGUGAAGAGGACUAAAGUAAUGAGAAGUCAUCAUGGAAGCUCAAUCCCAUAGCUCUGCCACAAGUGAGAAGAAAAAGGUUGAGAAUCCCAUUGUAAAAUACCCUGCUCGAACAGAGGUCAGUGAGAAAGCUGCGGCCUCCAGCACAACAUCUAAUGAGGAUGAAAGUCCUGGACAAACCUAUCAUAGAGAGAGAAGAAACGCAAUUACAAUGCAGCCACAAAGUGGACAAGGCCUCAGUAAAAUCAGUGAAGAACCUUCCACAUCUAGUGAAGAAAGGGCUUCUUUAAUCAAAAAGGAGAUCCAUGGAUCUGUUUCACAUCUUCCUGAGCCUUCAGUACCUUAUCGUGGGACAGUCUUUGCCAUGGAUCCCAGAAAUGGUUAUAUGGAUCCUCCUUACCAUUCAGCCCCUGCUUUGAAUUCUUUAAAAUACUAUCCACCUCAUCUUUUCCCAACCUUUCACCCUCCAGUACCAAUUGACGCAAGGCAUCAUGAGGGACGUUAUCAUUAUGAUCCAUCUCCCAUUCCUCCACUACAUGUGCCUUCUGCUCCAGCUUAUUCAGACUUACCAUUCAUCAGAAUAUCCCCCCACAGAAAUCCUGCUGCAGCAUCAGAAUCUCCUUUUAGUCCACCUCAUCCAUACAUUAACCCUUACAUGGAUUAUAUCCGAUCAUUGCACAGCAGCCCUUCUCUCUCCAUGAUCUCAGCUGCUCGGGGACUGAGCCCUACAGAUGCUCCACAUGCAGGGGUUAGUCCAGCAGAAUACUACCAUCAGAUGGCUUUACUGGCAGGCCAGCGCAGCCCAUAUGCAGACAUCAUUCCUUCAGCUGCCACAGCAGGAGCAGGUGCCCUUCAUAUGGAAUAUCUCCAUGCUAUGGAUAGCACUAGGUUUUCAAGUCCCAGGCUUCCAACAAGACCAAGUCGAAAACGAACAUUGUCCUUAUCGCCGCUGUCUGAUCAUAGUUUUGACCUUCAGACCGUGAUCCGCACAUCUCCAAACUCCUUGGUGACAAUUCUGAACAAUUCCCGUAGCAGUUCUUCAGCUAGUGGGUCUUACGGGCAUUUAUCUGCAAGUGCAAUAAGCCCAGCGCUAAGUUUCGCAUACCCUCCCACACCAGUAUCCCUCCAGCAGAUGCAUCAACAGAUCAUCAGUCGACAGCAAAGUCUGAGUUCAGCCUUUGGGCAUAGUCCUCCACUCAUCCAUCCUGCUCCAACCUUUCCUACACAGAGGCCUAUUCCCGGCAUCCCUAAUGUCUUGAAUCCUGUUCAGGUCAGCUCAGGUCCUUCAGAGGCUGCACAGAGUAAGCCCACAAGUGAGUCUGCAGUGAGCAGCACAGGGGACCCAAUGCAUAACAAGCGUUCCAAGAUAAAACCAGACGAUGACCUCCCCAGCCCAGGAGCUGGAAGCAUGCAGGAACCACCGGAAGGAAUGACCUCAGUAAAGGAGGAAGGGGAGAAAGAUGAAAGCAAGCAAGAACCUGAAGUGGUCUAUGAGACAAACUGCCAUUGGGAAGGCUGUUCACGAGAGUUUGACAUGCAGGAGCAACUAGUGCAUCAUAUAAACAAUGAUCACAUACAUGGGGAGAAGAAGGAGUUUGUAUGUCGAUGGCUUGAUUGUUCUCGAGAGCAGAAACCAUUCAAGGCCCAGUACAUGCUAGUUGUACAUAUGAGGAGACACACAGGAGAAAAGCCACACAAAUGCACUUUUGAAGGCUGUAUGAAGGCCUAUUCCAGGCUAGAAAACUUGAAAACCCACUUGAGAUCUCACACUGGAGAGAAACCAUAUGUUUGUGAACAUGAGGGUUGUAACAAAGCAUUUUCAAAUGCAUCUGAUCGUGCCAAACAUCAAAACAGAACUCAUUCUAAUGAGAAACCCUACGUCUGCAAAAUACCAGGUUGUACAAAGCGCUAUACAGACCCAAGUUCUCUCCGAAAACAUGUAAAAACUGUGCAUGGUCCUGAAGCGCAUGUCACCAAGAAACAACGUGGAGAUAUCCAUCCAAGACAUCCACCACCAAGAGAUCAAGGCAGUCAUUCCCAAACCAGAUCCCCAGGCCACCUGACUCAGGGUGCAAUUGGUGAGCAAAAGGGCCUCAGCAACACUACCUCAAAGCAAGAAGAAUGCCUCCAAGUUAAAUCUGUUAAGUCAGAGAAGCCAAUGACAUCUCAGCCAAGCCCUGGUGGUCAGUCUGCAUGCAGCAGCGAACAGUCCUCCAUCAGCAACUAUGCCAACAAUGGGAUCGAGCUUAAUCUGACCAGUAGAGGUAGUGUAGGAGACCUCAGCAUUAUUGAUGAAACCCCUAUCAUGGAUUCUACCAUUUCUACAGCAACCACAGCUCUUGGCUUACAGGCCAGGAGGAAUAUGACCGAGACCAAGUGGAUGGAACAAGUCAAGCUAGAAAAGUUAAAGCAAAUUAAUGGAGUGCUUCCAAGACUGAACCCCAUGCCAUCUUCCAAAGCCCCAGCUUUGCCACCUCUCAUAAGAAAUGAUAUUCAGUCAACUAGCAGCUGCAGCAUUGGAGGAAACAUGACCAUCUUAACCAAGAAAAACGAAGUCACAAACACAGAUAUUACUAUACUGAACAUGCUAAACAGAAGGGAUAGCAGUACUAGCACAAUAAGUUCAGCCUACAUGAGCAGUCGUAGGUCCUCUGGGAUUUCACCUUGUUUUUCCAGUCGUAGAUCCAGUGAUGCUUCUCAGGGGGAUAGAAGGCUUCAGAAUCUCAGUGUUGCCGAUUCCUAUGAUCCCAUUUCAACUGAUGCUUCAAGGCGAUCCAGUGAAGUUAGCCAAUGUGAUAGUUUGCCUGGACUUCUCAGUCUUACUCCUGCGCAACAAUACCGGCUGAAAGCAAAAUAUGCAGCAGCUACUGGUGGACCUCCACCAACACCACUUCCUAAUAUGGAGAGGAUGAGCUUGAAAACAAGAAUGGCGCUCUUGGGUGAUUCUAGGGAAUCUGGGAUGUCACCCUUGCCUCCAGUAAAUUCUCCUCGAAGAUGUAGUGAUACUGGGGCAAAUAGUAACAGGAGACAUUUACUGCCUCAUGAUAUGCUUGGGAAUAGCACAAGGAGAGCUAGCGAUCCUGUAAGACCAGUCUCAGAUAAUCUAUCUUUUCCAAGAAUCCACCGUUAUAACAGUUUCAACAGCUUUAACCCUCCUGUUUUGCCUCCAUCCAUUGAAAAACAGAACUUCAUCCUGAAGAAUUACACACACCCAGAUGUUGGUUUGUUCCAGAAUUUAUGUUCCCCUUGCCCUCCAAGUAUUUCUGAGAAUGUGGAUAUGGAAGCUACUACCACAGAAGCAGAUGGUUGUCUGAAUGAUGAAGAUCUGUUACCAGAUGAUGUGGUCCAGUAUUUGAAUUCUCAGUAUAAAGGUUUGUACAAUCAAAUGCCAAAUGAUGAACUAGACAACAAAGAACAUCACAAUCCAGCAAUGGAAAACAAUAACUUUGAUCAAUCUCCUUCAAUAAGCAAUUCUCAGAAAAACGACCUACCAAUUCAGUGGAAUGAAGUAAGCUCAGGAAGUUCUGAUCUAUCUCUAUUAAAAUUAAAAUGUAGACCACAGUCCUUAAUACAGCAAACUAUUAUAGGCCCCUAUAAUAACUUGGUUAUCCAGCAGCAGCUGCAGCAGGCACUGGAGAGAAAUGGUACUACCCAACAAAAUGGCUAUCAGCAUCUUGCAGACAACAAUGUCUCUUGCAGUAUGGAGCAGAAUGUAAUCAUGAACAACAGUGACACAAGUUCUUACCACUUACACUCAAAUAAAUCACAGCUAUAUAGUAAUAAAUUUGGCAAACAACCUGUGGAAAAUGUCUGUGAUGUGAUGAAUCAAGCUGAAAAGCUGAGAAGCCAUUUCAUGCUAACUAGUGGAAGCCAGCAAAAUUUUGGCUAUCAUGUGAUGCCAGAUGAGCAGUCUGCCAAUGCAAUUAACAAGAUGCAGAGCAGAAAUAUAGUUUUUGAGGAAUACCUUUCUAAUCAAUCAGAAGAUGAAGUGAGCCAUUGCCAAGAAGCAAGACCUUCCAAUAAAAUGAUAAACCAAAUUAUAGUUCCCUUACAGCCUAGCUGUCAAGAACUGCUGUCUCAAAAUGGGACCCACCCAUCAGUUCUUGCUAAAACUUGCCAACCCUAUUCCAACCACUAUGGAGACAGAUGGCAAAACACUUUAAGGAACAACAUGGUGAGGCUACCUGGACUUCUAAUGGAUCCAAACCAACCACACAGGGUCACUGGUAUCAAGGUAGAAUCUCAAGGUCAGUUACAACAAUUCUGCUCCAAUGUGCAGAAUUAUUCUGGUCAGUUGUAUGACCAAACCACAGGGUUUAAUCAGCAAGCUCUGAAAGCAGAAGUUUUUUCCCUUUCAGAAGCUAAUUACCUAAUACAAGAGGUAGCUAUUGAAAGCACAUCAGAGCUUCUCUCCCCAGGGGUCAACCAAGUGACAAGUACAGUUGACAGCAUUGACACAAGCAGCCUUGAAAGUGUGCAAAUUGAUUUUGAUGCUAUUAUAGAUGAUGGUGAUCAUGCCAGCUUAAUUUCAGGAGCCCUGAGUCCCAGUAUCAUUCAGAAUCUAUCUGACAAUUCUUCCUGUCUUACCACUCCCCAAGCAUCUCUUACAUUCCCAGUUAUGCCCAUAAGUACAACCAAUAUGGCUAUUGGGGACAUGAAUUCUUUGUUGACCUCACUUGCAGAAGAAAGCAAGUUUCUUGCUGUUAUGCAAUAGACCUAAAAACUUAGGGUAUGAGAAUUUUUAAAAUGUGAUUUUUUUUUUAAUUAGUUGUCUUAAGUACUUUAACAGUCUCAUCUCAACUAAAUGAGAUGUGUUUCAAGUAUAUUCCUUUUAUGGAAUUAUAACUCUGAAAAACCCUAAAGUGUUCUAAGGAGAAACUGUCUUCCGUUUCAGCUUUGAAUCAGUAUUGUUACACAUGCCAUCCCCCUUUUUUUAAUUAUUAUUUUUUUAUACGACUUUAUUUUUGUAAUUGUAAACCACUGUAAAAGUGUAAUGUGCAUGUCAGCUUAUUUUUGAGGAUGAUCUGAUAUUACAAUUUAUUGAUACUCAAAAGAAAAUACAGUGUUGAAUGAUUAUGGCCAGAACUCUUACUGUAUAUAAUCAGUUUCUAAGGCACAUUUCUGAGGGAAGAUUUGAAAUUCUAUCCACCUCACUAUAAACUUCAUUGAUGAAAAUUGUUGAAAGCAAAUACUUUAUGGCAUUGGAGGAGAAAAUUAAUACUUUGAGUGAUUAUUUCUUUUGCUCUAUGUCUGUGGUUUUUAAACUUUUAUUGAGGAAAAAUCCCUUUUCUAUAUCAUUUGCCUGCUGCAGAACUUUUCAGAAUUUUCAUGCAAAAAGUGGCUUGCUCUGUUGGAUUUCAUCAUUGUCAUGUGUAAACUAACAGCAUGAUUAAGAUUAUAGUGGAUUAUAUUACAAGGAGAAGAUCAAAGGCAAUGAACAAAGUGCCAGUCUGAGAAUUCUGCUUACUGUUACUUAUUCUCACACUUUAUUAAUAGCUUCCAAGAAACUCUAAAGCUGUCUAGAACUCAAGGUAGAAACCAUUGCUCUAGAUUGAGAGAAUAGCAAAAAUCAAACCUGAAAUUUAUUCUAAUAAAAGUAUUAAAAUGGGCAAAGGGGAGAGUUAAGUAUUAGAUAUCCUGCUCUUGUCAAAAAUUAAAUUAGCUUUUUAGCCAGUGGGAUAUAACAAUAAGACUCAUUUUUAUAUACAUUGUGAUGCAUCUAUUAGGAUAAACAUGUUACUGUUCACCUCUAUUACAAAUCUUCUUACUGAGGCUUAAAUUUAAAUAAAAUAUGCACUUUUAAGGAAAGAUUAGUUAACAUUCUUGCCAUGUGAUUUACAUUCUUCUAAGGAUUCAGUGUCUUUCAAAACUUUUGUUCCUUUUAAUCACUGUCAAUUUACAAUUGGAACAUUAACCAGAACUUCAGAAUAAUGUAAUGGUACUAUAAGUGUCUCACAAUUGAAACCUCUGAUAGAACUCCAUUCUUGGAGACAUGGAAGAGUUAACACUGAUUAUUCUUGUUUCCUGAUCCACAUUUAGUUUUUCAGCAAAGUACUGGCAAAUGCCAGUCUGAAAAUCUUAAGUCUGAUAAUAUGAAUAUACUAUAUAAUACAUUCAUUCAUACAGUAUUUAAUAUACCAAAAGCAAACAAUCUGAUCAAAGGAAGGCAAUAGCAAAACAAUAGCAUAGUUGCUAUGCCUGUGUGUUUAAAUAGAAUAGGCAAUUUUCCAGUACAUUCACUGUUCAAACAUUAAUAUAGUAAGACCAGAAUUGAUAGUGCUUACACUGAUUUACAUUAAUAAAUAUGUGUAUCUAAAAUAUUUAAAAUGUUACUCAUUCUUUGAGAUUUUGCAUAUAGUUUAUCAUAUUUUGAUAUCUCUUGUUAUACUUUUAUUAUUCCAGAUAAUCCAGUUUCUUGAAUUACUUGGCAUUUGCAAUUUAUUUAUUUUAUCUUAGCUCUGCAUUUCUCAACUGCUAUUUUAGUUAUUUUUAAUGUUACUACACAUUCCAAAAUAAACUAAUCAUAAUAAGAUUCAUUUAUUUGGUAUAAUGAAUCUAACGUGUAUACACUUUAUGGCAGCAAAGAUUGCUUCCCAGUAUUUCAGGCAAAUAAUAAAAUGACUGAAAACUCAGUUAUGGAGAUUGUUUCACAACUCAGGAGUUUUAAUGAAGACUUUAUUGUUACAUAUUUCCCAAAAACUUCUAUUGCUGUUGGACUGAGACUUUGGUGUUGAAGUAGUAGACUUUGCUAAACCGCCGUAUAACUUCUUAGUUAAUCAACUGUGUCAGAAUUAUAAUACCAUGUUUUCUGCAUCCAAUUUCUUAUGGGCAGGACUCAGGAAAUAUUACUGAACUCUACUUGAAUCCUUUGAUUGAGUCCUGUCAAAUGAGAUAUUUGGGAUGUUUUCAUAAAUUUCAUUUCCAGUGAGGCCUGGACAGUUGAAUUCUAGCCACUGCAUUAUACUAAUUAAAAUACUUUUUUCUGACUCCACAGAUAGCCUGUAACUUUUAAAAACACUUUUACCACAUGGAUACCCAAAUUAUGAUGACAAUUUUGGCUAAUAACUGGUGGAUAUAUUUUCUGCUUGAUUGUGGGAUUGAUAGCCCUCUGAUAAAUAUUUCUAUUUAUUUUUAUUAUUUAUUGUGUAUUGGGUCCAAACUGGGUCUUAAUUAAAAUAGACAUUGAAAUCAGUGAGACUGAAUAAUUAAGUCUGAGUCCCAAUACAAAAUAAAUAAUAUUGCAUAUCUUUCUGGGUUUAACAAUAGGUGCAGAAUAAUAUAAAAUUAAGGUGAAAAUUGUAAUUUACCCAUUGCAGCUCUUGUGCAGAGUAAUACUUGUUUACUGAAAAAGCAACCAAUCUUAGUGACUGAAGAAGCUACUUUUCCUACCAUUCAAAUGUUCUUUUAUAAGAUCCAUAUAAAAGACAGAUGUAUUUAUUAUGCUUUCAUUUCCAUUAAAAUUUUCCUUAUUAAAUUACACUGACAACAAAAGAAAGGACAACUUUUUGAAUUAUUAUCAUUCCAAUAAUUUAAUUUUGUAAAAUACAUACCUAAGAGACAUUAUGUUUUCUUGCAUAUCUGUUGAGAUGAGACAAGGUGUAAGCUUCUCAGUGUUGCUUGAUAAUUGCUGAUGUUUUGCUUUAUGUUUCCUUAAUUGAAGCUCUUCACAGAGUGGCCAUUAUUUUAAUUCCUAUAAGCUGGGCUGGAAAUAUUAAUGUGAAGGGCUUUUUUUAGUGAGUAGUUUGAACUUACUGCAAAUCUGCUGCACCAGCUAAGACUUAAAAGUCAUGAGAAUUUUAUCUUCCCAAAUGCUUGUUAAAAAAUUAAAUCUGAGACUCUUUCACAAGAUUCCUAAGUCCAUUUAGGUUGACCGCUAUAUUAGUAAUAUAUUAUAUGCAUAAUUUCUGUGUCACCUAAUUCUGCAGAAUGGUUUAGAUUACACAUCAAAAGCAUAAAUAAUUAGUUAUAUACCUCAUUCUAUGCAUCACCUAGUGCUAUGCAUGCAUCUUAAUGGUACAGUAUAUGCAGUUUGCCUAAAUUGGUGUGUCAAACUGGCAGCCCAUGGGCUGGAUGCAUCAUGCACAGGCCAUGCCCACCCCAGCUCCACGAAGAGAAAAUGUCACAAAAUGUCACAUGAUGGCAACGAGUUUGACACUGUGGCCUAAAUAAUAACCAUUACUAGCUCAGCCAGUUAUAAAAGUGGGUUCCAUUUGUGAAUUUGGUAGGAAUUUUAAUAGCAGAAACCUUAACUGGAUAAUGUAAACAUUAUUAUAAAUCUGUCUUUCCAAACCUUGUGCCCUUCGAAUGUAUCUUCUCCUUCUCCUUCUCUAAAUGACUGAGACUAUAUUUAAAAAUACCUAGAAAGAAUCACAUUUGGGAAAGUUGCUAUAUCCAUUUAAUUUCUGUCAUCAGAAACUAAGUGUUGAGUUUCUGAAAUCAAAUAAAAUGUUGCUGGAUACAGUAGUUUAGUUUUUUUAAUGAAUUACUUUCCUUUAUUAUCUGAUAUAAUAUUGUCACUUACAUACAAGUAGGUAUACUUGAAUUAAUAAAACAUAUGUUUGGAUAUGCCUAACUUGUCAAUCUAGAGAAGCACUGAAGAAAUAAGACUGAGAGAUCAUUGAGAGUUUUAAGGAAAUGCAGCUAGACUCAGAUAGAAAAGAACUUUCCAGAAUGGAAUGUAACCUAAAACUAUGCACUUAAAUAUCAAGAGAGCAAUGUAUACUUUCAUUCAUACUGAAAGAAAAUUGUGAUAUGGUACUAUGUUCAAAAAUAUUGGUUUCUUGCUUUGGUUAUUUGUUUUUGGGAUGUCCUCUUUUCAUUUUUUUAAAAAGCUGUGUUUCUCUUCCUGUAAUAGAUGUGCCUUAUUCUUAAUUAAUCUGUUGUUUUUUUUAAAAAAAGUUGGGGGACCAAAAAAUAGUGCCAAACUUUAACUGUAAAGCUUUGCUUUCCAUAAUAGCUUUACUACUCUUAAGAAGACUGUCUGAAUACUGUCCUGUGACUCUUGGGCAUUCAUAUGUCAUUUUCUAUGUAGGAUUUGAAUAUCUUUUGGGGGAAAGUUAUUGUGUCAAUCUGCAGAUGUAUAAGAUAGAACGGUUGUUGGGGUGGUAUUUUCUUUUACUUUUAUAAGUGUAUUUUUUUAAGAAAAGAUCAAUGUGUAAAUACAUUUACAUAUAGUAGGAAUAGCAUUAAAUGUAGAAGAUCUUAGUGGUCUUCAUUGAUAAAUUUGCAUUCAUCAUCUAGUGUUCUUGGAGCCUUAGAUCAGCCUAAACAGUCAUAGUUGGUGUUCAAAGGCUUUCAAAAGCAUUUAGUUCUUUUGUAAUGAGGGAUAAAAUGUUUAUUACAAUGUCAAUAAAACGUUUGUACUUAA